Molecule: messenger RNA, 531 nt
Organism: Stegodyphus dumicola
Lineage: Eukaryota; Metazoa; Arthropoda; Arachnida; Araneae; Eresidae
Source: RefSeq, a predicted model, not a curated record
AUGCUGCGAGAAAAUAAUCCGAGUUUGGAAGAAGCAAUUGAAUUAGGGAAAGCAACUGAAUUGAGCAAAGCUCGUGCUCAAACGUUAAGAGAACACAAUGUUGACAGCGUAACUAGAGGGAAAGUGAAGCAACAUCUGGCAGGAGGAGCCAAUGCAGCCUUAGCAGUAAGGAAGCACAGAGGAUGGCGUGAUGACGCUUCAAAUACUGAGACAUCUUUAUGUAAAAAAUGCAACAGACAUCACGUUAAUGGACAGUGUCCGGCAUAUGGAAAAAAAUGCUUUAAUUGUGGCAAACUAAAUCACUUUUCGACUAUGUGCAGACUGAAGCACAUCCAAAAUGUUUCUCAGCAUGAUAACGCAGAUGUAUAUAGGGAAUCUGAUGAUGAAUUCUUCGUGAAUUCCAUAAAUGUUCAAAGAACUAAAAGUGUGUGCUCAACAUCGUCUACAAAAGAGUGGACUAAAACUAUAAUUGUUGAAGGGACAACUGUGACUUUUAAGUUGGACACAGGGUCUGAAGUGAAAAAUUUAUGA